Molecule: messenger RNA, 1617 nt
Organism: Naegleria fowleri
Lineage: Eukaryota; Heterolobosea; Eutetramitea; Acrasida; Naegleriidae
Exons: 1
Coding region: 1-1617 (538 amino acids)
Source: RefSeq, a predicted model, not a curated record
AUGAACUCUUCUUCACCACCAAGUUUACAAAUACUGAACUUGUCCUCUCUACCACUGGAAAUGAUGAUUGAAAUUGCAAAAUAUCUUCCUCUCCGAUUGGUGUUGAGUGACUCCUUUUUGAUCCCUCUCAAAUAUGUUCUCGGAAUGGAUGUCUAUUCCAUUGAAAUGGAAAGGAGUAAAAUUCAUCAAGAUGUUGACUCAACGAUGGGCCAAACACAUGAAUGGACAAGGCAACAUCUUCCAUUGAAUAAUAAUAGAGAGGUUGAGAUUUAUUGGAGGCAAUUUCUCUCUCAUCAUGUGAGGAAACAAUUUCAAAGCCUCGACCCACGAUCAUUGGGACCUAUUGCUCUACUUUCCCGAAUUUUCAAAUAUACUUCAAAAUGUACGAUUCAAAAGUUUCCCUUUUAUUUCAGGAAUGGUUGUAUUGAAACAGAGAUCUGUAACAUUCUUUGUAUUCCAGAUGAAUUUAAAUUCAUAUUUAUGGAUAAAUUGAAAAUUAUUCCAAAAUAUUCCAUUGAAGAGCGAGGAAAACCACAACAAUCAAAAGGAGAAAAGAACAAAGAAAGAGCUAUUGCAGAGUUUGAAAAUAAGAGCUGGAGUAUCACAGAGUUACAAUUUCUCUUGGGCUUUGUUGAGAGAAAUUCCUUUAUUUUCAUUCUUAAAAACGAGAUCAUUGGAAAGAAACAUCCAAACCUUUCAAAAACCUUGAAAGAUGACAUAGAUGUGGAGUUGGUAUAUUGUAACAGAUCCUUAACACAUCAUGAAUAUUGUGAGUUGUCCAUGUAUUUGUCGAACAAAUUUAAUUUUGAUAAACCCAUGAGAAUAAGAGGAAGUGCUACGAUGAAGGAUGGAGUUUUUGAAUUGAAAAACAUUAGAUAUACACCAUUAGAAACACAACCAAUGAUCAAGAAUUUAUCAGAUACAUGGUAUUCAAUAUUUUCAAAAUUUGUGCGGUGUUGUUCCAACUCUGCUCAGGAAAGGCUAUGUCAUGAAAUACUCCUUCAGCAUUUUUGGUAUCCUGGAACUGAAAUCGAGAUUACUACUUCAAAAACGGGUUACAUGAAGUCAGACGUUGUGAAUAGUGUGAGCUUGUAUUUGAAUGAUACACCAGAAAUUGUGAAAACUAUUGAUUCUCUGGUUAGAUUUGACACAGCGGAUUCUGUUGAAAAAGUAAUUGUGUCUUUCAAUCCUAGAACCUCCAAGAAAACAUGUCAAAUAUUCCCUCAAAAGAUACCCUUUUCUGUGCUUCAUAUUUCAAUGAUUGUCGCUAUCACGUAUUUUGCAUUAGCCAACUCCUGCUUGCUGAACUGGAAAUAUUCAAGACAAUUUUACAACUCCAACCAUUUUUCAUUUAAGGGAAUUUUAUUAUUUUCGAUUCUUGAUGUAUUUUCCUUCGCAGGAUAUCCUUUCAAAGCCUUACUUUCUUAUUUAUGGGGAUGCUUCAAAGAACAGCAUGUGACCUUUAUCGAGAGUGUGUGUAACUUAGGAUUUGCAAGAUAUCUUAUUUGGACCAUAGUUUCGACAUUCAAAAGUUAUUACAGAUACCAUGAAGUUGAGAUUCCACUCACAUCCACCUUACCUGACAAAUCAAAUACCAAGUUGAGCAAAACCGAUUAA